This is a messenger RNA of Apodemus sylvaticus (European woodmouse), 547 nucleotides long. RefSeq names its product T-cell activation Rho GTPase-activating protein-like. Gene Ontology annotation, biological process: signal transduction. NCBI's taxonomy places the organism in Eukaryota, Metazoa, Chordata, Mammalia, Rodentia, Muridae. The record is from RefSeq and is a predicted model, not a curated record. Gene Ontology annotation, molecular function: GTPase activator activity. Bases 16 to 396 code for a protein of 126 amino acids. The transcript has 4 exons.
UCACAAGAGUGCUGCAUGGAUUCAUAUAUUCUACUGAAGAUGCCACAAGCAAAUUACAUUGUUCUUAAACAGCUCAUUCGUGUGCUAUUAAAAAUUAAAACUUCUGCCAAGAAUACUCUAGACAGCUUCAUCUUAUCUAUCCGUAUAGCCCCACAUGUGUUAUGGGAUCAGACUUGUGUGAACUCAUUAUUUGGAAGUGACAUUCCAAAAAAGAUCUCUGUUAUACAAAUCAUGAUUGAUAACUUUGCAGAUAUAUUUGGAGAAGAUGACCCUAUAAUUUGUGACAACAGUCAGAAGAGGUCAGAUGACAUAAAGACUACAGUAAAUACUGCUGCAGGGGACAACGAAACAACUGCAACAUAUGACUUUCCACAAAGGAAACUUCCUCAUGACUAAAGAAGGUUCCUGUCAUUCUAUUUCAAUAAAAGAAACAACUUCAAUUAUACAUUUACCCAUAUUAUUUAUUACAAAUAGAUUCACUCACUAUUUAUUUCAAGUUAUGUAUUACAUAUUCUUAUCUAUUAUAAUAAAUUGAAUUAAAUUGUUA